AUGGCAUUGUUCGAUUCAUGCAAGGUCGAACAUAUUCCCCGCAGCAAAAACAAGAAGGCCGAUGCAUUGAGCAAAUUAGCGUCCGUGUCAUUCAGUCAUCUUGCUAAGGAGGUACGGGUAGAAGUGUUGGCCACACCUUCAAUCGCCACUCCACAAGUCAUGCAAGUGGAAGCUCCGUCACAAACAUGGAUGACGUCAAUAAUUAACUACUUGGUGCAUGAUGUUUUGCCAAUUGAUAAAGUAGAGGCUAGAAAAAUCCAGAUCAACUCGCUUCAAUAUCAAAUGCAGGAAGGGGGUUUGUAUCGAAAGACCUUCCUCGGGCCUCUGUUAAAAUGCCUUGAUCCAGAACAGGCCAGCUAUAUCAUUAGAGAAAUACACUACGGCAUUUGUGGAUUCCAUGCCGGGCCAAAAAUGAUUGUAACAAAGGUAAAAAAUGCAGGGUAUUACUGGCCCAGGAUGCACGAGAGUGCAGUUAAAGAACUCCAACAAUGUGAUGAAUGCCAGAAGCAAGCACCAAUAAGCCUCCGAGCGAAGAACGAGAUGAUCCCAAUCGUGUGCCGCUUUGGUCUUCCGCUCUACAUAGUGAGCGAUAAUGCAAAACAAUUCGCGGAGAAUCCAUUCAAGCGCUGGUGCGAAAGUUUGAAGAUUAACCAAGUCUUCUCCUCGGUUGCUCAUCCCCAAGGGAACGGGCAGGUCGAGCAGAUAAACCGACGGAUCGUAGAUGGAAUAAAAAGAAGACUUGGCUACGAAGGCAAAGGGUGGGCAGAUGAAUUGCCGAACGCCGUGAUCCCCGCAGAAAUCGGGCUCCCUAAUCAAAGGUGUAAAAACUGGGAAGAAAACGAACAGGAGCUCCGGUCGAAUCUCGAUCUAUUGGAAGAACGUCGAAACGUGGCCGCAAUUAAAGAAGCACGUUACAAAAAGAAGAUCGAGAAAUACUACAACGCUCGUGCCAAACUUUACAAGUUUAAAGUUGGAGGCUUUGUGCUCCGAAGCAACGAUGCAAGCCGCGUCGAAGCUCCUGGGAAGUUAACCCCAAAAUGGGAGGGACCGUAUCGCAUAAAGGAAGCAAGUACCAAAGGUUCCUACGUGCUCGAGAAAAUCGACGGAACUCCCGUUCCUAGAACAUGGAAUGAGGUCCAUCUAAAGAAGUGUUUCAUGUAA
This is a messenger RNA of Helianthus annuus (common sunflower), 1161 nucleotides long. RefSeq lists its product as uncharacterized. Gene Ontology annotation, molecular function: nucleic acid binding. The record is from RefSeq and is a predicted model, not a curated record. Bases 1 to 1161 code for a protein of 386 amino acids. NCBI's taxonomy places the organism in Eukaryota, Viridiplantae, Streptophyta, Magnoliopsida, Asterales, Asteraceae. The transcript has 3 exons. Gene Ontology annotation, biological process: DNA integration.